GCAUUACAGCUGCCUAUCAAUUAUGUCUGAGCCACGUUGAUUGAUAGAUUGUGCAAAUUUCUAGCAAAAAUGAAAAUCGUUGCAUUGACUUGUUCCCAGGAAACGUAGUGACGUCAGGACAAACUCGGUGUGUUGCAUUGUGGGUAACAUCCCCCUAGAAAUGCCGCGCCCUUCCUCCGUCCGCCUCACUUCGCCAUCUCCGGGCCCGAGAAGAGACGACUGGUUCUGACGUCCGCUGUUUCAACAGAGGCAAGAAGAAGACUACAGUGACUCUGAACCAAAGCCGUUACCAUGUUGUGCUCGAUCCUUCUGCUCACCCUAGCCAUCGCAGUGGUUCCCGGCCGCGUCAUCGAAGACACGGCGUCAGGCUUUGACUGUUCCAAUCUGCCGGAGGGAAAGUUCUACGGAGACGCGGAAGACUGCGCCACCUAUCACCUGUGCCUGGUAGGGCGCGCCUUCACGCUCACGUGCCCGGAUGGACUGUACUGGGACCAGGGCAAAAAAGUCUGCAAUCAAAAGGCCAAAGUGGCAUGUAAAUCCAGCCAGGUGAAACAAAUCUGUAUCAAUAAUCCCUGUCAGAAUGGCGGGACCUGCAGUGACGUCACGGGAGGCUACACGUGCGCCUGCGCGCCAGGGUGGCAAGGGAAAGACUGUGAUGAGGCUGACCACUGCUGGAACAAGCCUUGUCAAAAUGGCGGCGUCUGCACUGAUGACGGGACAGGGUACAAGUGCGCAUGCCUGCCAGGAUGGCAAGGAAAUGCUUGCGACGAACCGGACCCUUGUGCGAGUUUUCCGUGCCAAAACGGCGGCCUUUGCAUGGUAGCCCAGAAUAGUUACAACUGUAUGUGUCCUGUGGGGUGGCACGGCGUCAACUGUCAAGAUAAGGAUGUAGACCCUUGCCAGAACAACCCCUGUGAGAACGGCGGCAACUGUAUGGUCAUCGACAACAUCAUGAGCUGCGUCUGUCCCAUCGGCUGGAGCGGGAAGAACUGCGAAGUUUCCACCAGCUGCCAGAGUAACCCCUGCCUGAAUGGCGGCUUCUGCGUGCAGGAACCAGCAGGCUUCAGCUGCACGUGUCAGACAGGAUGGGUGGGCGACUUCUGUCAAUUCGGUUGCCAGGACCCGCCGUCCCUAUUCACCUGUCCUGACACCUGGUCUCUGAAGUGGCUGGACGGGACCGGGAUCCGACAUCUCACCGGGAACGACAGCGCUUACUGCGCAGACGUGUUCUGCUACCCUCCCUACUUCACUGGGUUUGCCGGUUCCCCGACCUACCUGCACGAACGUGUGGAGCUGGACCGCGUGCACGCGUUCCAGGCCCUGCGGUACAUGACAGAGAUCGGUCAGGACAUCAACUCCGAGAACGGGCUGGCCCUUCAGCACGUCUUCUUCUCCGUGCUGGACUACGCCGAGCGGCGCAACAGGAGCGGCGAGCGGGUCUGGAGGCAGCUCGGGCCCAUCCGCAUGCCCGACGGUACCUGCUGCCCAAAGUACGGCCUCGGCACCUACUACCGUGCCACGGAGGCCUUCCACUUUAUGGGGAUGCUGUGAGGACCUCAGCCCUGGAGAAUCCAUACUGAUGACGCGACGUGCAUUUCUAGUGAUCACAGUAGUAAAAUUUGUUAACUCGAUUCAAAUGUAACGUCCUAGGAGUGCUCUGUGCUUAAUCGGACUCGUGUGAUAGACUACUAUUUAGUUAGUAAACCUGACAUUAGCCCUCUUAGGCUAUAUUUGCUAUGUUUAAACAAGGAGUCUGGAGACACAGUAAAGGUGUACGGUCACACGUGGUGUGUUGGCGUGGGAGCGUAGGUCGUCUUCUUUGCACUCGUCAGUGGCUGGCAGCAAUUUACAAAUCCAACGGAUUAGACUCUAAUAAAACAGUUGUUUCA
Molecule: messenger RNA, 1889 nt
Organism: Branchiostoma floridae (Florida lancelet)
Lineage: Eukaryota; Metazoa; Chordata; Leptocardii; Amphioxiformes; Branchiostomatidae
Product: fibropellin-1-like
Exons: 11
Coding region: 292-1551 (419 amino acids)
Biological process (GO): establishment or maintenance of epithelial cell apical/basal polarity; heterophilic cell-cell adhesion
Cellular component (GO): plasma membrane; extracellular region; protein-containing complex
Molecular function (GO): chitin binding; calcium ion binding
Source: RefSeq, a predicted model, not a curated record